Molecule: messenger RNA, 666 nt
Organism: Lynx canadensis (Canada lynx)
Lineage: Eukaryota; Metazoa; Chordata; Mammalia; Carnivora; Felidae
Product: retinoic acid early transcript 1E-like
Exons: 3
Coding region: 1-666 (221 amino acids)
Biological process (GO): antigen processing and presentation of endogenous peptide antigen via MHC class I via ER pathway, TAP-independent; positive regulation of T cell mediated cytotoxicity; immune response
Cellular component (GO): external side of plasma membrane
Source: RefSeq, a predicted model, not a curated record
AUGUGUCCUGUGGUGUCUUUUCGGUUCAAAGUCCUGUCUGUUCGGCUAGAUUUCAAGCCCCAGGAGGGCAGACACUGCCUUGUACUUUUAUUACCUGAGACCUUGGCAGAAGUCACUAAAAAUACUUGCCAGACAUACUCUCUCUGCCUUGACCUCACCGUCAAAUCUCAGUCUGGACCCGGACACCCUUGGUAUGAAGUGCAGGCCUCAGUGGACAAAAAGCCUGUCUUUCAGUAUGACAGUGACAGCAGCAAGAUGAAACCUUUGGGUCUCCUGGGGGCGAAAGUAAAUGCCACCAAAGCAUGGACAGAAUUGACCCAGACGCUGGGAGAGGUGGGGCGAGAGCUCAGGAUGAUCGUGUCUGACAUCAAACUGGAGAACAGCGUGACCAGGGGUCCCCCCACCCUGCACAUCCAGCUGUCUUGUCAGUGUGAAGCAGAACGAGGCACCGCUGCGUCCUGGCACUUCAACAUCAACGGGCAGCCAGCCCUCCUCUUUGACGCGAUGAGCAUGACCUGGACAGUCACGAGUCCUGGAGCCAGAGAGGAGUGGAAGAACAAGGGACUGGCAGACUAUUUCAGGAGGAUCUCAAUGGGAGACUGCCGUCACUGGCUUAGGGAAUUCUUAGAACACUGGGAGAAAGUGCUGGAGCCCCCAGGUAACUGA